Messenger RNA from Hypoxylon trugodes, 3485 nucleotides. Its product is annotated as glycoside hydrolase family 35 protein. Gene Ontology annotation, molecular function: beta-galactosidase activity. Gene Ontology annotation, biological process: carbohydrate metabolic process. The coding region runs from base 337 to 3378 and encodes 1013 amino acids. Gene Ontology annotation, cellular component: vacuole. NCBI's taxonomy places the organism in Eukaryota, Fungi, Ascomycota, Sordariomycetes, Xylariales, Hypoxylaceae. The record is from RefSeq and is a predicted model, not a curated record. The transcript is spliced from 4 exons.
CGAACGGAGACCGGCUAACCGGAUUUCACAUUAAUUAUAGAGAUCCCUAUAUAUCAAAUCCCCCGCAUCGCAUGGGUAGAUCUAGGCGAAGUUGGAGAAGCGGAGCCAUUAAUAGGGAUCAUAACGACUUUAGCCUUCGCUAUAUUCUCCACAGCUCGGGGUAUUGUUUACCUCGAAGUUUUUUGACUCCGGUUGCGUGCCCGGCUCAAAAUGGAUACGAUACCCGUACCUCAAAACAGGCGGUAUCGCCCUCGAGAUGUCAGCAUACGCUUCCACAGGCUUACAUCCGCCGGCUUCAUCGUACCUUAGCGGGAGAGCCCCAUCACAUUGGGAACAAUGUUGUUUCAAGCCUUAUUCGUCUCCUUGCUCUGCCUAUUAUGGCAUGGGCAAGGAUUAAAGAUACCCCCGCGGGAUUUGAACUCGGCUGUUGAACCAAGGGAUUCGUUGGAGGGAUUGGUAACAUGGGAUAAAUAUUCCAUGACUAUUCGAGGAGAACGCUUGUUCAUAUUCUCUGGAGAGUUCCAUCCCUGGCGUCUGCCCAGUCCAGGCCUAUGGCUCGACAUUUUCCAAAAGAUCAAGGCCCUAGGAUUCAACGCGGUAUCAUUCUAUACAUAUUGGGGUCUUGUGGAAGGCACACAAGGAAAAGUACGCUUCGAUGGUGUCUUCGCCCUCGACGAAUUCUUCAAGGCUGCUGCGGAAGCCGGCAUUUACCUGAUCGCCCGACCCGGGCCCUACAUCAAUGCAGAAACAGCCUUUGGUGGUUAUCCGGGCUGGACCGCCCGGAUCAAAGCGCCUCUUCGUGGAGAUGACCCGGAAUUCGUUAACACGACCGAGCUCUACGCCUCUGUGGUGGGAAAAUUGAUUGCCGACGCUCAAAUCACGAAGGGUGGGCCAGUGAUAAUGCUACAACCUGAGAACGAAUAUGAUACAUGGCCAGACAUUAUUAAUUCUAAUUUCCCGGCCCAAGUAAAUGGCAACUAUAUGGAGCAUGUUAAACAGCAGUUUAAAAACGCCGGUAUCGUAGUACCACAAAUGGUGAACGAUCAUCUAUAUCAAGGAAAUUGGGCGCCUGGGAGCGGGUUGGGCGAGACGGAAAUUUACGGAAUUGAUGCCUACCCCCUGAGAUACGAUUGCGCACAUCCAGACGUUUGGCCCAAGAUUAGAUGGCCCGAAAACUGGCAGAAUCUACAUGAGCAGUAUAGUCCCAACACUCCCUUUUUCGUGGCCGAAUUUCAAGGAGGAUCUGGUACUGGAUUCGGUAGCGUCAACGCAGACGCUUGUAACGCGCUCGUAAAUGAGGAAUCAGUGCGUGUCCUAUGGAAGAACAAUUACGGCUUUGGUAUUAAGCUCUUCAAUGUUUAUAUGACAUAUGGCGGGACAAAUUGGGGAAAUUUGGGGUAUAAAGGUGGUGAUACUUCGUACGACUAUGGCGCAGCGAUCAAGGAAAACCGACACAUUUGGAGGGAGAAAUAUUCGGAAGAAAAGCUUCAGGCUAAUUUCUUCAAAGUGUCUCCUGCCUACCUAACUGCUGUCGCAGGAAAUUCUUCGAAUGGAUCAUAUGUCUCGACAGAUCAAAUCGCUACCACACCAGUAUUCGGGACUAAAUCACGAACCAACUUCUAUAUCGUUCGCCACGCAGAUUGGACCUCAACAGAUACAACUAAGUAUAAGUUGAUUGUUCCCACGAGCGCUGGAAACUUAUCGAUACCACAGCUUGGUGGAGAUCUAGUACUAUCACGUAGAGAUUCUAAGGUCCAUGUUACUGAUUAUGAUGUGGGUGGAAUCAAUUUGGUUUACAGCACCGCAGAGAUAUUUACGUGGGCUAAAGACGCAUCGGGAAAGAAGACGCUGAUACUCUAUGGCGGUGCUGCAGAAGUUCAUGAAUUCGCCUUUGACCUCAAAAACUCGACAGCAUCUGCCCAGAUAAGUCCAGAUGACACUAAGGUGAAAACCAAGAAGAUACGCUCAAACAUUUUGGUUACCCAAUGGGAGGUGUCACCGGAUAGGAAGAUCCUAAAACUUGGGGAUGACCUCGAGGUCAUUUUAUUAUGGCGCAACGAUGCGUAUAAUUAUUGGGUAACAGAACUACCAGCAGCGGCGCCAAUUGGGAAUUAUUCCUCUCCAUCGAAAUCCACCGUCAUCGUAAAAGGUCCUUAUCUAGUCCGCACAGCAGCUAUAGACGGGGAAAUACUCCGGCUCACCGGCGACAUUAACAGCACGACGGACAUCGAGCUCAUCUACGAACCUACUGGUAAAGUUCACACCUUGGUUUUCAAUGGAAAAGCCUUGGAUGCGGAGCAAAAUAAAGACGGCAAACUUGCGGCACGAUUGGACUUCCAACCCCCCGAGAUAGCAUACCCCGACUUUGCCUCCUUGGAAUUUGGAUAUAUCGAUUCUCUUCCCGAGCUUCAAAGCGAUUACGACGACUCGGCGUGGCCCGUAGGCGCUAACCCCACGACCAAUAACCCUCAAGCACUACUCACGCCCACCUCCCUUUAUGCAAGUGACUACGGCUUCCACAGCGGAUCCUUGAUAUAUCGCGGGCACUUUACGGCGAAUGGCAACGAAUCGAUACUCUUCCUAAACCUUACAGGCGGCAAUGGCUUCGGCUAUUCGCUUUGGGUCAACGACACAUACAUCUCCUCGUGGGAUGGAACGGGCGGCGGAUCCACGCAUAACGACACCAUCUCAUUGACGUCGCAUACUUUCGAAGCCGGACAGCCCUACGUCCUGACAUUGCUGAUGGACCAUAUGGGACAAGAUGAGGAAGCGCCGGGAACGGAUCUGAUCAAGGCGCCAAUGGGAAUCAUCAACUUCGAUCUCGCAGGACAUGCGCAAUCGGACGUAACGUGGAAGUUGACCGGUAAUCUCGGCGGCGAAGCGUAUCGCGACCUUGCGCGUGGCCCACGCAAUGAAGGCGCGCUCUUUGCUGAGCGCCAGGGCUACCACCAGCCGUCGCCUCCGGAUCAGGAAUGGACGAUUAUGAAUCCGAUUUCAAUUGACAUACAUGGUCCGGGGGUGAGCUUCCUAACGACGAAAUUCACGCUCGACGUUCCGCCGGGAUACGAUGUGCCUAUGAGCUUCGUGUUCAAGAAUACUACGGCGGGCGCGAACCAUCGGGUCCAGCUAUUCGUUAAUGGAUGGCAAUUCGGCAAGUACGUCGCAAAUCUAGGACCGCAGACGGUGUUCCCGGUACCCGAGGGUAUCCUUAAUCAUAACGGUGAGAAUACGUUCGCGCUUACAAUCUGGUCGCUCGAUAAGAAGAGAUUUCGAUUCGAUGGCUUGACGCUCGAGGCUGAGAUGCCGCUAUGGUCGGGGUACAGGAAGCCAUGGCAAGCUCCGCAACCAGCGUGGCAGGAGCGCGAGGGGGCGUAUUAGGGGGGCGUUCGUUUAGGGGCUCGCGAGCGUUGCGUAUACGAAAAGGCGGAUCGUUGGAAAAUUCGGUAUAUUGAUCAUUGGCUCGAGAUCGCGGGGAAAACUAGGCA